Messenger RNA from Penicilliopsis zonata CBS 506.65, 735 nucleotides. RefSeq lists its product as hypothetical. The record is from RefSeq and is a predicted model, not a curated record. The coding region runs from base 1 to 735 and encodes 244 amino acids. The transcript is spliced from 3 exons. NCBI's taxonomy places the organism in Eukaryota, Fungi, Ascomycota, Eurotiomycetes, Eurotiales, Aspergillaceae.
AUGGCCGAUCGUAACCAGCAUAACCCGUUUGGAAGUCAGAAUCCGUACGCCAGUGUUUGUUAUGGCGGCCAGUAUCCCCAGGCCCAACAAGGACAAGAAUACUAUCCUCCACCCUCUUAUGAUGACCAGCAGUACCAUCCAUACAAUCCUACGUCAAGCGGUCAGGGGUACCUGUCGUAUGGACCAGGCAAUCCUCAGCCGGAACAGCCUCAACAGCCUUGCCAACCUCAGCAGUUUCCACCUCAGCAGUUUCCACCUCAGCAGUUUCCACCUCAGCAGUCUUAUCAGCCUCAGUCUCAACAGCCUCAGAAUCUCUACGGACAGAACGCAUCGUACUAUGGCGACACCAAAACACAGCAACAAGGGCAGAAUGCAUCGUCCUACGACCCAAACAUACAACAAGGAGGACAGAAUGCAUCGCACUACGCCCCAAACACACAAAGACAAGAAGAACCUAACAUGACUGGUCCCCAAGGAAAGAAAGGACUAGGUUCGUCGCUCGUCGGUGCUGCGGGUGGAGGGUUUCUCGGUCAUAAGCUCGGGGGAGGAGUGCUGGGCACUGCUGGGGCGGCGAUUGCUGGAGCUGUCGGUGCGAACGCGGUUCGCAAGCUGUACGUCACGACGAGAGAGUGGAAGAACAAGAAGUAUAAGAAGCACAGAAAGUACCAUCGACGAGACAGUUCCAGUUCUAGUUCAGGCUCGAGUUCAAGCUCCAGCUCAUCCUCCAGUGAUUAG